GGAAGGCCGGAGGCGUCUGCUCGCAUCCCCACGGCGGGCCCGUCUGCAGAAAGGUGUUUGAAUUCCAAGCCCAGCAGCCGGUGCCUGCGGGAGACGAGCAAUGCUGGGAGUGCUGUAGCUGAGCCGGAGAUGGAUAGUGUCAGCAGCAACAGGAACAUGUCUUACAGUAGAUGGAGUUACAACAGUGUUCUGGAUGAUGAGGGGAGCAGCCUGCGUCAGCAGAAGCUUGACAGGCAGCGGGCACUGCUAGAGCAGAAGCAGAAAAAAAAGCGCCAGGAGCCACUAAUGGUCCAGUCCAAUGUGGACAGUCGGACGAGGACGCGCAGGACGAAACACUCGGAGGAGCAGGCGCCAUUGGUUGAGUCGUAUCUUAACAGCAACAGCAGCACAAUAUAUCAGGUGCAGGAGGCCGAACAGGAAGAUGUAAAGGUGGUAGUGGACGCCCAAGCUCCGAAACCAACUAAAAAAACCAAGGGAGCAGCUGCAAGCUGUCAGACUAGCAGCACCAGAAAGGAGAAAAAAGGGAAACACAAAGGGAUUGAUGGCCCAGCUGCUUUUCAAGAUGAUGUUCAGAAGAUAGGAAGUCAAGUGCAGAUUCUCACUGUUGGACAGUCCAACCAUGAGGAAGAUGAUGGAGAGAAAGUGGCUAGUGGUCAACAACAGCAAAGCAAACAAGAUCUUAGAACAGCAAUGCAGAAAAAAGAUCCCCAUGCAAAUCCAUCCUGGUCCUCUUCCACCUCCCAAUCCAGUCUUGUCGCCCUGGAUCAUGUUCCUGGCAUUUCAAGUAGCAUGAAUUUUGAUGAGGAAGAAGAUGAGGAAGAUGAAGACAGCUCCAGUUCUUCACAGUUAAACAGUAACACCCGGCCUGGUUCUGCCACAAGCAAGAAAUCCAACAAGGAAGCGGCCUCAGCCCCCAGUCCUUCCACAAAUGAGCCUCUCAUAGACGUCGAUGACCUGGAGGAAUUUGCCAUAAGACCUGCUCCACAGGGUGUCACUGUCAAAUGCAGAAUCACAAGAGACAAGAAGGGAAUGGAUCGAGGGAUGUACCCUACUUAUUACCUCCACUUGGAAAGGGAGCAUGGUAAAAAGGUCUUUCUGUUAGCUGGACGGAAACGAAAGAAGAGUAAAACCUCUAAUUACCUCAUCUCUAUAGACCCAACUGACCUGUCUCGGGGUGGAGAGAGUUUUAUUGGAAAACUGAGAUCAAAUCUUAUGGGAACUAAGUUUACAGUUUAUGACAAUGGAGUAAAUCCAAUGAAAACAACAUCAAGCCUGGAGGCGAGUACCCUGCGUCAGGAGCUAGCUGCUAUUUGUUAUGAAACAAAUGUCUUGGGGUUUAAAGGACCUCGUAAAAUGAGUGUGAUCAUACCAGGAAUGAAUAUGGACCACGAAAGAGUUUCCAUCAGGCCACGAAAUGAACAUGAGACACUUCUUGCAAGAUGGCAGAACAAAAACACAGAGAGUGUCAUUGAGCUGCAUAACAAAACACCAGUCUGGAAUGAUGACACCCAGUCCUAUGUUUUAAAUUUCCAUGGUCGAGUCACACUGGCCUCGGUGAAAAACUUCCAAAUUAUUCAUGACAAUGAUCCUGACUAUAUAGUGAUGCAGUUUGGCCGCGUGGCUGAGGAUGUGUUCACCAUGGACUACAACUACCCAAUGUGUGCACUUCAAGCCUUUGCAAUUGCCCUUUCCAGUUUUGACAGCAAGCUGGCUUGUCUCCUUCCCAGUAUAUAGAUAAGGAAAUUUCAUGGAAGAGAUGAAAAUAAGUGAUUGCCAGCAUUUUUAUAACCUUUUAAACAAUCUAUGGAGAAGAGUCUGAGUCUGCUGGCUUUGAACAGUGUUUUGUUGAUGGACUCAGCCUGUCAAAUAUUAUCUUCAGUUAACAGGAAGGAAGUUCUGCCUUUUUUUUCAAAUCUUUUUGCAAGAAGCCUUUCCAUGCAAUGGUGUAAAAUGAAAAGACAGCUUUUAUUAGAGAAAAAUGAGCAGUCAGUUCCCUCAAUGAAUGACCAAAGUGAUGAGUCAUGAGCUGCAGCCUGAUCCUUAGGCUUUGCACUUGGAUAUUUUUCUCUGUAGCUGGUGGUUUCCCACCAUUUCACAUCCCUAUCUGUCAUCUCACUUUAAAUUUAACAGAGAAGACCCUUAGGCCUUUGCUUACCUCAUAUCAGUCUUUAAAAACUAGCUCAAAUGACAACCAGAAUUUUUUGUUUAGACUACUGCAGAACCAGUCAAGAAUUCCCACUGCUGGCAUUUAGGUGUGAUAUGGAUUUCAAGAACUCUGCAGCACGGGAACGGUUGAAUCUGCAUGGCUUUAAUUCUGUGCCUUGCCAGUCAUACGCUUUCUAAAGCCUGAGAAAGUGGCACCUGACAUAGUUUUCUGCUUCCCUCUGUGCACAGCACUGUGUCAAAGGAACUAAGUGUCUUAUGGUGCAAAUGCACAAUCUGCUGGCUUUUGUAGUGGAGUUGGUUUAGGAAGGGUUAUUUUUAACGCAGAUUGUAACAAUGGUCUGACUCACAUCAUGACCCCACUGGGAAUUGGCAUGAAAGGAAGCUCAUGUGCAGUGAACUCCUGCACAAGGGUGAGAACGAGGGGCUGGGGAAAGGCAGCGAGUUCAGCUUCUUGGGGUAGUUUUGCUGCCAGCACAUUGUGUAACUUCACUCUCACUGCAUGUUCUUCCCAGCCAGGUAUUUUUUUAACCUGUAACCAUGCCAGGAGGAAAAUGGUGACUCAAAUUCCCAUCAUCUUAGCAGAAUUGUAUGAGGCCAUCAGCCAACGAGCUGCUGAGGAAAAAUCUCCCCACCAUAAAUUGAGGUCACUAGGGGGGGAUGUUAACCUGGGACUGAAGAAUGAGGAGCUCUCAUUAAAUCUGGUCUAGUUGGAAUAGGAUUUGUUCCUAGUAGCCUUUGCCAAAACCCUGAUUCCUCACUGUUGUUGAGCAAUGUACUAGGUUCUUUUGAUUCACCUGACCUUUACCAUCUGCUCUGGAAGCAGGGACUUUUAAUUUAAAAACUAUAUUAUUUCUGAUGGGCAUUUUCUGGUGAACAUCUUUACUGCAUGUCAACGUGAGGUGAUAUCACAAGUUUUCCAGCACAUCUCUAAAUUUUGUUCUCCUAACAUGGUAAAGUCUUAGCAUAGAGUCAUACCUGAAAUUACACUGUCCUCACAAAGUUAGAUUUUCUUCCACACCAGUAAUAAAAUCUUGAUACCAGUAAGUAUUUUCAGAGAUAUAUGCAUACUAAAGUAACCAAGGUGUAGUUAGUGGCACACUCAUAUUAAUAACUUCUGCUGGCCCUGCAUGUCAAUGUGCAACAGGGCAUAACCUUGUUUACUCAGCGUGACAAAGAAUAUAAUGGCCCUGAGCUGUGUAUUUACUUCACAUAGUCCUAGUGAGUGUCUGGAUACAGUAGAUUUAAUAUUAUUUAAAAUCCCAGUAUUGAUGAUUUUUUGCAUCUGCUGUUGAUUUUGGCAGAGCUGUAAACAAAUUCUUUGCCUGAAUUGCUUAUAGGCAAAUACUGCAUGCUUUAAUGAGAGUUCUUAAUCUAACUUGUCACUCUGUUUACAUCAAACAGUUUCUUCCUGGCCCUUUAUCUAAUUUUCUUCAUCUCUGAUGUUCUGUUCCUUCUCAUUCCCUUCACAAUUCUUUUAUCUGUUCUUUAAGGAUGUGCAACUCAAAAGUGUUUGACAAUAUUGCUCAGUGAUCUCUCCACAGAUGAAUAAUGCCUUUGGUGCACAUUCAGUGAUGCUCCUACAAUAGAAGCCUUAUCAGAGGGAUGAAUUUGGCCCUUUGGCUUUUCAGUAGAGUAAAUUAACACAUUAAAAGGUAGCAGAUAAAAAAGCUUGCCUAAAAUAUAAUCAGAAUUUUUCUCAGUAAACAUUCAGUAACUGGAGUUUCCAAACCAUUGGUUGCAAAUCAAUGAGCAGAGCUGUCCACAAACCCGGAGGCUGGCUGUUAGAUUCCCUUUGUAGUGCUGCCUUAUUUUUCCUUUUUUCAAAAGGUUGAAAGUGAUUUUGUGAGCUGAAGUGUGUUGGUUGCCUAUAAUAGAGUUUGUUUUUUAGAAGCUAGACAUCACUCUCCUCCUUUUGUAGGAUAAUAUGUGGCACAUAAAAUAGUAAUGUCAUAGGCUAUUGUUACAAAUUCUGAUGCUAAGAAAUCUGUGAGAAUGGUUUUGUAAUAAUUACUGGGCAAAUCUCUGGCUAUUCAAGUUCCUUACAAUAGUGCUGGAGUUCCCAGCUGGCUGUCCUCAUGAGGUACUACAACUGAAGGAGCUGUAGUGAAAAGGGCUCUGUAAUAAAAUCUGGUGGCUGCACAAUCGAAAAACAUUAUUGUGGAGUCAAAUGACACCACUGAGUUUUAUCAGUCAUGGUGAACCAAUGCCAUCAAUUCAAACUUUGAGGUUUUGCUCCCUUAUGAUGAACAAAGGAGGGAUUUUAAACAAGCAGAGACACCACUGAGUCCCUAAAAGUAUUGAGUGUUAGACCUGCUUUUCUGCUAUAAAAAUCUUACCCCUACCCGAGAGCUACCCAUUAAAAAGAAGGAAAUCAAUCCAGUCCUUAGUAUGGAAAAUCACUCCCAGUUCUUGUAUCUUACAUUUUUGCAAAUUUUAUUAUUAAUUUUUUAAUUUAUUAGUGAUUUCACAUAGGAUGCAACAAGGACUGGGAAAAAAGUGGUUUUGCCCUGAAGGAAUGAUGAGUCUAGACCCCUACUGGAAUAUUUUGUCUUUGUUUAUUUUAAUAGGACAGAACAGGGGGUUACCUGGUGUUCCUGGCAGGGAAAGUUUCUCCUAACGUGUGGCAGGUGUCAGAGGAAAGAUUUUGGGUUUGAUCCUGUGGCAUCUUAACUAUCCGCCCCAUUGCUUUCCUAAAACAUCAUUUUCCAGACUUUCCUGCUUUUAGAGAAGCAUGUACUCACGAGUAAAUAACUUUGCUUGGCAAUUAAGGACAGCACAGCAGUCACCUUUAUUAGAAUUAUGGCCUGAUAACUCAGAUUUCUCAGAAGGCCUCAUUUCGAUUACUAGAAUAAAAUAGUUUUAUACACAUAAGUCUUGCAAUAGAAUUAAUUUAACUGUAGGUGCAAGCUUCUCUUGUACGUGCUACUUAAUGAAAACAGGUUUCUGUUGCUCCUCGUGUACGAAAAGUACCUUCCAGGGUUCUGCUCUGCAAGUGUUUGAAAUUAAUUAUGUAGACACUUUUCAGUUCUUUUUGUUGCUCACCAAGGAGCUAAGAAAAGAAUUUGCACAACUCUCUCAAUGCUUUGGUAUUUUGCUAUGAACUAUAGCUCAGUAGCUGAUACUCACAAAUGCCUGUAUAUUGGAUGAAAAUGCAUUAAAACUUAUUUUGUAUGUUGUAUUUUAUUUAACUGCCUAGAAAUUAUAGAUUCCCCUUUUUCAGUAAGGGUAUGUUUAUACCUUCACUGAUGAGAAGACUUGAAUUAACUGACUUUCUUGAAACUGUUUAAUGGAACCAGUACUCUGGUUUGCUAGAUGGCUUUAGGAAGAGGAUGCCAUUCAGGAAAAUUAUGCUUACAUUUUUGAGAAAAAAAAACACUUUCCUAUUCAUGUUGUAAUUGGAUUACACAAUAACACUGGAAGCUUUUCGUGGUUUUAUUUAAGUCUGCAAUGACCGUUUGAAAAUUACUCUGGCAAGAGCUUGUUAAGCACAUGAACUGGAACGAAGUCCUACUUGAGAGUAGCAGGUAGUACCUAGCAAGUACCAGUGAAUACUCAUGCAUCUCUAUUGGUGCUUGGGUGCAAAAAAAGCCCUGAAGAGUCCAAAUCUGUGUUAAAAUCAGCCUAGUCUUUCAGAUUGUCCAACAGCUGAUAGAACACAGGCCUGGGGAUCAGGUCACCUGGCUGGUAAUCCCAACUGACUGUCUGACUUUGUGCAAAUCUUGGAAUGUCUUUGUGCCUCCAUUCCAACAAGUUGAAUGGAAAUACUAGUUUUUAGCCUGCCUAUGUCUUUCUCUUAUCUUCUGAGAAGUUUCUCAGGAAUAUUUUGAGGCUGGUGGAUGACAAGUGGUGUUGCCGUGCUCAGAACCCUAUUAAUGCUCACUGAAGGAACCUCAGUAAAAAUAUGAAGUUUUCUGCCACCUGUGUAGAAACUGAAUAGCUGAACAAUCUCUUAGGAUAAAAUACGAUGCUGUUGAAUUCUAUGGAAAUCUUGUCAAUGAUUUCAGUGAGGCUUCAGUUUUUCUACCUUGUGUUAUUUUUAGUUACUGAAAGUGCAGAAAAAACAGUAGGACAAACCAUCUGAUACACAUUUCCUUCUCACAGCGAUGUGUUGUUUGUUGUGUUUUACUUUGCAGCAUCAGUUGUUUUAAAACUAUUAUUCCUGAACACGUUGCAGAGGUUCAGUUAAUGCAACCACCUAUUUAUGCUUUUAUGGAGCAAACCAAGACACUUGGUGAUUGUGCUGCAAAUUGCAUUUUUGUGCUGUUGUUCAUUUGUUUUUUUCACUUGGAUGUGACUCAGUUGUUCAAAACUGUUUUUACUGCAGACUUUGACUCUGUCACGUACAUCUGAUUUAAAAACAAUGAGUCUUAUCAUUUAUGACUACUUUUAUACUGAAAUGGGAUGUUUACAAUGCAAUGUUUCUCACAUUUCACCCUGUAUCUGUGGCUUCCUACUGAGGCUAUCCCAGUUGGCACAGUGCCAUUAGAAGUGUCAGUAAUUUAUAAAGUGGACUCUCUCAAAGUACCAGAAUGCAAUUUAUAAACAUUUUUAUAAAUUUUAACGUUAAAAUCUAGCUGAUUUUAAUGCUUACAGAUUGCGUGACAUUUCAACGAGAUUAUUUGUUCAAAAUUUUCUUUCCUUAAGCUUGUUUUGAAGUUUGAGCUCUCAUUUAUGAUGUAAGCUUCUGAUCCUGCAGCUUCAUCUGUGCAAGCCAAACAGAGCUCGGCCUGUGCAGAUUGCCAGGCUUUGACUGCAGGAAUCUGUCAGUGCGAUGAGGAACACAGUAAGUGAUGAGAUUUCUGAAGUCCUAACAAGAGUGCCUUUCCUAAUUCUCUUAGGCACUCUGGAACAUCACGUAAGAAAUCACGUACCUUUCCUAUGUUGACUCACCAAAAUAAUAGCAGGAAUAUUUUCAUUCCAUUUGAAUUUUAAAUUUUUUUUUAAAGGCUAUGCCUACUGUCUAGGUAAGUGUAACCUUAACAACAUUUAGUCUUGAUGUCUUGGAAAACUAUAUCAUAAGAUCACUUAUUUUGCCAGUGCAGAAAAUCUCAUCAUUACACAAAACCAGAGUAUGUUGUGUGGCAGUGGGCUUUGGGCACUGCUCAUGGGAUAAUUAAGCUUGGAAAAGACCUCCAAGAUCAUCAAGUCCAACCUUUGACGUUCUAUUAAGUUCAGUGUUCAAACAAGUUUGUGAGGUCUGGCACCUUGUAACAGGAGGUCUUCAUUCCAGUCUGAGAGAGCUGAAGAUAACCCAAUUAUUACCAUCCUGUUCUCUUCCCUAGGGACAAUCUCCUGUCCUUGCUGGCUAGAUGUAGAACUGUAUUGAUCCUGAUGUGUCUUUAAACAUUACAGCAUUUUUUAGCUAUUUUGAAAAUGUUUUCAAAGAUGUGGUUUAAGUUCAAAUAAAAUAGUCUUUGAAGUAGUUAUAGGUGUACCGAGUUGAUUUAGUUGAGAGGCAGCUGCCUUUUCCAGCCAUUUCCUCAGUUGUUGUAUGAGCAGUGCUUGAUAGUUCUGCUGGAAAAAACAUAACAUAGCUAUUAUAAUAUGCUUUCCUUGGGUUUUGCCUUAUGAUUCUGCUGUUUUGUGCACCUCUGCAUUUAUUUCUGAAGGGCAGUACUUCCAGUGCUGAACACAAAUAGAACAGUGUUUUCUAA
Messenger RNA from Manacus vitellinus (golden-collared manakin), 7820 nucleotides. It is a transcript of the gene TUB, whose product is annotated as TUB bipartite transcription factor. The transcript is spliced from 14 exons. The coding region runs from base 130 to 1734 and encodes 534 amino acids. Gene Ontology annotation, cellular component: cilium. Gene Ontology annotation, biological process: protein localization to cilium. The record is from RefSeq and is a predicted model, not a curated record. Lineage: Eukaryota; Metazoa; Chordata; Aves; Passeriformes; Pipridae.